AUAUUGGGCGAAAGUACCUAUAUGACUUGUGUAGUAAUUAGGUUUUCAUGUUUAAUGCCUUUUAUAUGUUUAAGUUUAUCACAGAAAUGUAGAAAACUUGCAUAUAGAUUGAGAUCUUAUGUCUUGAAAAAGAAUAGGAAUCGAGUAAAUUAACCUGCUAUUAGAAUAGAAAGAAGAGAUUUAGAAUUGAUUAUUAAAAUUUAAUAGAAUGAACAGUUGAUGAAAUUAAUUCCUAGGUUGUUUUUAUUAUUGAUUCUUAAGUAGUGAUUCAUUGUUUUGUUUCCAGUUCUUUAAUUUUGGUUUAUAGUUUAUAUGAUUUCUUUUAUUUUUAAUCGUUCACUUAAAUUUAAAUUAACCAAAUAGAAUUCGAAAAUCAAUUAGUGGUACUUGGGAGAUAGUCUUUGUGGGACGAUAUCCGUUCUUACGGAAUUUACUACUUGAUACGACUACGUAUACUUGAGUAGCUUUAAAAUUUCGCAACAAGUUUUUGGCACCAUUGCCGGGGACUUAUAUUCCAAUAUCACAGUUAUUGUUAUUUGUUCUAAUUUGGUUAUUUUAUUUUAUUUAAUUUCUGUUAACAUUUAUUUGGAUCGGGGUUCUAUUGUGUUUCAGGACUUGUUGGUAUAUGCGAAGCAAUAGACAAAAUGAGAUUAUACCAAUAGAUCGGGAAAUUGAAAGAACGUGCAGACAUAAUCGGAAAAUAAAGAGGAGAUUGGAUUUUACCAUGGCUGAAAAUUUGGGAAAUUGUGCUAAUAAUGGUCAAGGGGCUGCAGAGGUUCCAAGGGAGCAAGGACCAAGAACUUUGAGAGAUUAUGUACUUCCUACUGUUACAGGAGUGCAUUCAUGCAUUAGACCUCCAACCAUUGCUGCAAACAAUUUUGAGAUUAAGCCAGCCAUCCUUCAAAUGAUCCAAACAACUGUUCAGUUUGGAGGAAUGCCAACAGAGGAUCCCAAUUUACACAUAGCUAAUUUUCUGGAGUUAUGUGCUACGUUCAAAAUGAAUGGGGUGAGUGAUGAUGCUAUAAGACUAAGGUUAUUCCCCUUUUCACUGAGGGAGAGGGCGAAGAGUUGGCUGAUAUCUUUACAGGCGAAUUCUAUCACUACAUGGGAGGAGUUAGCUCAGAAAUUCCUUGCCAAAUUCUUUCCUCCAGCAAAGGCUGCAAAGUUAAGGGGUGAGAUUAAUAACUUUUAUCAGUUGGAUGGAGAGUCACUGUAUGAUUCUUGGGAGCGCUUUAAGGAGUUGUUAAGGAAGUGUCUACACCAUGGAAUAGAAAAGUGGAUGCUGGUGCAUAAUUUUUAUAAUGGGUUGAAUGGAACCACGAGGACAAUUAUAGAUGCCGCAGCAUGAGGUGCAUUUAUGAGUAAGAGUGCUAAUGAGGCAUAUGAGCUAUUAGAGGAGAUGGCGAUGAAUAAUUACCAAUGGCCAACUGAAAGGGGACAACCAAAGAAGAUGGUUGGAAUGAUGGAAUUGGAUGCUAUAUCCAUGCUUACAGCUCAAGUAACGACCUUGACAAAGCAACUACAAAAGACUACACUCCCAUCUUAAGCCAUGCAAGUUCAAAACCUUUGUGAAGUGUGUGGUACAAUCCAUCAACCAAACCAAUGCCCUGCUAUAGAUAUGAAUAAUAUGCCCAUGGAAGAAGUACAAGCUAUAGGAAAUUACCAAAGACAACCCAAUAAUCCCAAUUCCAUGACCUAUACCCUAGCUUGGAAGAAUCAUCCUAAUUUUUCCUGGUCUAAUAAUCAAAAUACUUUACAACCUUAUCCUCCACCUCAGCCACAAUAUCAACCUGCCCAAAAUAGGCCACCAUAUCCACAACAAUAUGCACACCAAAAUCCUCCACCUAGCUAUUAUCAACCUGCACAAAAUAGACCACCUGUUGAACCUCAAUCUGAUGUACUCAACCAAUUCAUGACUGAAACCAGGGCGUCCAUAAGGAGUUUGGAGACUCAAAUAGGGCAAUUGGCUACUUUAAUGUCGAAUAGAGCUCAAGGAAAUUUGCCUAGCACUACAGAAGUUAAUCCUAAAGAGCAGUGUAAUGCAAUAUCCUUGAGGAGUGGGACUAAGUAUGAGGGGCCUACAGUAGAAAACAAGGGCAAGAAGUUAGAGGAUCAAUAUGUCACUAGUCCAGCACAAGAGGAGGUUACUGCAGAUUUUCUAAAGAAAGAGAAGUCUAAUGAAGAAAAGGUUACUGAAGACCUUAACAAGAAAGAAGUGGUACCACCAGUGAGCAUUGACCACCAUGUUAGAAUUCCAUAUCCACAAAGGCUUUGCAAGCAUAAUUUGGAUAAGCAGUUUGCAAAGUUUUUAGAGGUGUUCAAGAAGCUACAUAUUAAUAUACUAUUCGCAGAAGCAUUAGAGCAGAUGCCUAGCUAUGUGAAGUUCAUGAAGGAAAUUUUGUCAAAGAAAAAGAAGCUAGAGGAUUAUGAGACAGUUGCAUUAACUGAAGAGUGCAGCGCAAUACUACAGAAGAAACUACCUCCAAAGCUUAAAGAUCCUGGUAAUUUUAAUAUCCCAUGUUCUAUAGGGAGUUUAGUAGAAACAAAGGCAUUAUGUGAUUUAGGGGCUAGUGUGAAUUUGAUGCCUCUAUCAAUCUUUCAGAAGCUGAAUUUGGGAGAAGCUCGGCCAACCACAAUGUCUUUGCAGAUGGCAAAUAAGACAGUUAAUCAUUCUCAUGGAGUUAUUGAGGAUGUAUUGGUAAAAGUGGGUAAAUUUAUCUUUCCUGCGGACUUUAUUAUUUUAGAUAUGGAGGAAGAUGAAAAUAUUCCAAUAAUACUUGGAAGGCCAUUCUUAGCGACUGGUAGGGCGUUAAUUGAUGUACAAAAAGGUGAAUUAAAGCUACGAGUGCAAAAAGAGGAAGUUAUAUUUAAAGUUUUUGCAGCAAUAGAAAUUCCAACGUGUUGUAGAGUUGAAGUGGUGAACCAAGGAGAGAACAAGUUGGAAGGCUCUAAGACAAGAUCCAUAGUGAAAACCAGAAUGAGGAAGGGGCAAAACCGAUUAAAAAAGUACUUUAGUGAAAGACUUCGAAUGUUAUAUGAGCGGGGGAAAGUACCAAUUUCUAAUCACAAGAAACGAGGGCCAACUCAUGACACUAUGGCUCUCAAGGAUGUGAGGGGAGGACUUGAUCCAAGAUUGAAUAUGAAUGAAAACAAGAGUCCGGAUAAAAGACGUUAAAGACAGCGCUCUUAGGAGGCAUUCCUAUGUUUAUUUUUAAUUUUUAAUUUUAUGAUAUUUGUUUUUGUUUUUGUUUUUGGAACAAUGUUUUUAGAGAUUUUGUUUUAGUUGUUUUUAGUUUUAUUCUGGAACAAUUGUGUUGUAACUCGUAACCCGUGAAAAACGUGAAAAAAUUGAAGUUUAGGUUGUUACAGGGCAUCAGCCUCCGCAGUCUCAACCUUUCGAGGGACCUUCGUCUCAGCCGCCACCACUGCCAUACUGACGUGGCUGGUAAGACAUGGACUCUUCCAACAUGUUUGAUCUUUACAACACCUCAGAGGCUGCUGUUGCCCCUCCAAGCAAGAAGAAAACUAGUAAGAGACAUACUGGGGAGAGCAGCAAAGAGCCUCAGGCGAAGAAGGCCCAGAACGCAGGCCCUUCGGAGGACAGGCCCUCUGCCACCGCGACUCCGCCUUCUCCCCGCGAACAGCAGAAUCCAUCUGCUGCGGUCGGGUCGACUCCUUCUCCCAAUGCCCCAUCUGACCAACCUCAGUGAUAUCGCCCAAUAAACUCCUAAGCGGUCGUAGUAGUAAUCGGGCUAUGUCAUAUCCACAGAGAGGUAAAAACAACUAAAUAUUUGAUUAGUAAAUAAAAGAUGAAAAUAAAGUAGAAUUGAAGAAAUGGAUUUUGUGAAAGUAAAAUGAUAGAAUAGGAAAAAUGAUUAGAUAAAGUGCAUGGCAAGGUAGAAAUGUAGUGCAGUAAAACUUAUUCUAAUAUUGAUAUUAAUUCAAAACACAGUUGCAAUUCUACACUGUUAAUUGCAACUGGAAGAUGUAUAUGUUAAAAGCACAAAUUAAAUAAUCUAGAUUAAAUUGAAUCUAACUCCUAAUUUCAUAGCAUAUCAUAUAUCCAAGAGCGACAAAAUACCACUGGCAGAAUGCAGUAAAAGACAUACAAUAUAACAAAUAUACUAAAAUAAAUUAACAAUCUAAGUUACAUAAGAAAAGCAUGACUGAACUUAUGUAAAAGAUGCUAAAUAAUUUUAGAACAGAAAUUAGAAGAUGAGAAAAAAAAUAAUUAAUAAGAUAUGGAAAUGAAGCAUAAGAAGAAUCAAUAUCAAUAUUGAGAAUGAAAAGUACAACAACUACACUCUAACCUCACCAAUAUUUCUAAAAUAAUUCACUCAUUUUUGUCACCUAAAACAAGUAAAAUUAAACUAGAAAUAUGAAAAGAAACAAACAAUAAAGUGUCUUUUUCCACUCUCCAAUCUGAUGAUUUUUUCCCUACAUUUGGUCCUCUAUUUAUAGUGAAAAUAGGACCCAAAAUGUGUAAAAUUGUGUACAAUAUAGUGGGAAAAUGGCUCAAAAAGCUGAUGAAAAUGAGAAGUGGCUCCUGGUAAAGUGGGGGACACGGUCAAAACAUGGCAGGCUGAGUGGCGAGGUGGCAGGCGGCUGGACGGCAUGUGGGGAGCAGCUGCAGGCGAGCAGGCUGGCGCGGGAUGCGUGGCAGCAUCUCAUUGGCUCUGCAGGAGGCGUGGCAGGCGCGCGUCAGGUGGCAGGCAGCUCGUCAGACGGCUUGGCUUGGCUCCGUGGCUCGGCUUAGACAUGGCUGGUGUGGCUUGGCUGGCCGAAUGGCGGGCUGCCAAGUGGCAGCAUGGGGAGCAACCAUUGCUUGGGUUUGGGCUCCAUUUUGGGCCUAGUUUUGGGCCAUUUCAUCUUCAAAAAUGCCAUUUUCUUCAAUUUUAAUUCUUUCUUUCUCCUUUCUUUUUCUUUGUGUCAAAAAUAUAUUUUAUUUCUUGAAAAUUAAACACAAAUUAAAUUAAAAUUAAUAUUUUCAAAUAUAAAAUAUAU
This is a messenger RNA of Humulus lupulus (European hop), 5004 nucleotides long. RefSeq lists its product as uncharacterized. The record is from RefSeq and is a predicted model, not a curated record. The coding region runs from base 1550 to 3175 and encodes 541 amino acids. The transcript has 2 exons. NCBI's taxonomy places the organism in Eukaryota, Viridiplantae, Streptophyta, Magnoliopsida, Rosales, Cannabaceae.